AUGAUCGAAUUACUAAAAAAUCCAUUUAUAAUUUAUUUUAAAACAAAAAUUCAUUAGGGAAAACUUCUUUUUCAAAACUCUUAAGUAAUACUCUCAAACCUUCAAAAAAAGGUAAUUAAGCAUUUCCUAUAAAGUUUAGCCGAUCACAUCAAGAAUUUUAUUAUUCACUAUCCGUGUGAAUAAAUUUUGA
Paramecium sonneborni is the source of this 190-nucleotide messenger RNA. Lineage: Eukaryota; Ciliophora; Oligohymenophorea; Peniculida; Parameciidae. The record is from the annotation of a GenBank genome assembly.